This is a messenger RNA of Ostreobium quekettii, 1596 nucleotides long. The record is from the annotation of a GenBank genome assembly. NCBI's taxonomy places the organism in Eukaryota, Viridiplantae, Chlorophyta, Ulvophyceae, Bryopsidales, Ostreobiaceae.
AUGGACCUUCGCAUUUUGAAGCAGCUGGCGGCUUUGGCCUUUCUGGCCGUCUUGGUGUUUCGCAUCCUGCACAAAUGGUGGUUUCGGGUCAAAUACGACUGGCACCUGGUCCCGGGGCCUCAGGGGUACCCCCUUCUCGGGAAUCUGCCUCAAACCGUCAGCUGGGACAAGCCGCGGGCGCACCUGAAGCUCACGGAGUGGGCGAAGGAGUACGGGAAGGUCAUGAAGUUGGAUGUGCCAGGGAUUGGGCGCAUUAUGUAUCUGAUGGAUCCGGAGUACAUCCAGAACCACAUCACUGGAUAUGGCGCGCAUGGCCUCCCAAAGGACCCCGUCUACCAUGGCUUUCGACUGAUCUACGGUCCACAUGGCCGUGAUAAUAUCGUCACCACAAGUGAAAUGGAUGACCGAUGGAAAGCAACAAGGAAAGGUGCCUCCAAGGCGUUCAGCACAGAAGCCUUGAAGGCAGUGUUUCCACAGGUUCUGAAGAAGGUCGACGAGGUUGCGGAGAUCAUUAAAUCCAGCGCUGCCAAGGAACCAGUAGACAUCCAGCACCUUCUGAAACGCUUCUCUGUUGACACCAUUGGACUCACAGCCUACAAAAUCGACUUCAAAGCUCUGCAAGAUGAGCAGUGCCCAGUGUUUGAAAGCCUUAUGUACUGUAGCUCUGAAAUGUUGGCUUCAAUCGCAAACCCCUUGCGUGGCAUUGUGAAGCGGUUCUUCCCUAUGAGCAAGCUCGCCCAGGAGUGCAACAGGAUGUACAGCCAGCUGCACAGCCAGUACGACUGGGUCCUGAAAGAGCUGAGGGGAAGGGGAGAGCCUGCAGCAGAUGACCUAUCAAUUGGGGCUUGCCUGAUGCGGCUGAAAGACCCAAAGUCGGGAGCACCACUGGACGAUGCUUCGCUGGGGAGCGAAGUGGCAGCUUUCAUCCAAGCAGGCUCAGACAGCACAUCGCACACGACGAUGUGGAUUCUGUUUGUCAUUGCUGCACUCCCAGAAGUGCAACAGAAAAUCGUAGCAGAGAUGAAAGACAAGAGUAUGUUUGAACGCCUGAGCGACGGCAGCAUCGGUAGAUUUACAUAUUCUGAUAUUGCCAGUUUGAGUUAUCUGACGAUGGUGACGAAGGAAGCAAUGCGGAUGUUCCCAAUUACACCUCUUGGAACUGCAAGGAUCACAACCAGAGAUGGAGAGCGGGUGUGUGGGUACAGGCUCCCCAAGGGCACAAUGAUUAGUGUUCCUUUCCAUCCUCUCUACCAUGUUCCUUGGCUGUUUGAAGAGCCUGAGCGCUUCCGCCCAGAGAGAUGGUCCAACCAGGCACCUCAGGAAAAGCUGAACGGUGAUGAAUCCUGUGAGAAAAGGGGUGGUGCCCCACGCAGCUUCUGGUCCUUCAGUGAUGGGCCGCGGGACUGUAUCGGCCAGAGAAUGGCCCUGAUGGUGUUGCACACUGUUGUGGCCGUCCUGGUGGCGAAGUUCGAAAUCAGACUUGCGGACAGGAUGGGUGGUUGGGAGGGGACUACUGCCCGCCAGUACAUCGGAAUGUCUUUGUCCAUCGAUGGCGGAAUGUGGGUGCAUUUCAAACCCAGAGGUGACGCCCAUUGA